AUGGCUACCAACACCUCCGAACAAAAGGUGACCAAGUAUGCGAUAGGCCCCAUGGAAUCACUACCGCUGUGUCCCCGUAUCGACUGGAAACUGCUGGAGAUACAACUCGCAGAGCGACUGAUUUCAACAACCAGCAAGAUGUUUUCUAAAGCUGUGUUCGCUCUUAUCCUCACGCUCUUUGCCAGCAUUGCCUUGUCGAUUGAUCAAAAGAAGUGGGCCUUGAUCAAUCUUGAGCGAAAGUGUCAGAGUAAACCCUCGUCCUGCGACUACAACUUCUUUAUCAACGAGGAUGAGGGCAAGAUCUUCCCAUGCAGCUUCCACAUUGUCUCUCUGCUUCCCGACAUUGUGAUAGCCUCAAACCUUACAUUUUCGGGGAUGAAAUGUUCUGGGACCGACAAGUACGAUAUCAAUGCCGAUGUUAGUGACCAAGGACGAAGCCUACUUCUUUCUGUGGCAAAUCCCAACGAAGGGGUAGUUGCAUUUUUCCGGUACAAGGACGACGAGAUCAAGGAGGGAAACAACACUAAACCGCAGACCUCGGAGCUGUUCCCUCUGAUACCACCCGAGGACGAAAAGAAGCCCUUGUCCAAAAGCCGAAAAGGCAAAGGGCCAGCAACUGAGGACUCCUUGGAAUACGCUACAAAAUGGAGACUCUUUUCUCCCCUUCGAAGAAUCCGCGACGGCAUUGGCAAGAAUGUUCUCGAUAUGGCAUUUAUGCUCGUCGCAGAUGACAGGGGCGGUAUGAUAUGCAACAUUCACUUGGUCUGGCCUACAGGGAAGAAUGCCCAAACUCAAAGCUUUUUCAACGAAAAGUGCACGAAUAACGACUGGCAUGUCUCAUGGGGCUACAAUGAGGACCAAGGAAGCGCCGUAAUGACUGUCAUCAAGUAA
Molecule: messenger RNA, 891 nt
Organism: Parascedosporium putredinis
Lineage: Eukaryota; Fungi; Ascomycota; Sordariomycetes; Microascales; Microascaceae
Source: the annotation of a GenBank genome assembly